GGUUGAUUCAGUUUAUCGCCAACCUUAAAACAUGUCAUCGUUUACGUGUCUUUUACAACAUGAUUUUCACCCACACUGAUAACAAGUUUCCCUUAAUUGUCCAAAUGGAAACUCCCUGCGUCACAUCCUGUCAGCUGUCGCUUCCGGAUGCGGUGAAACAGCGGAGAAGUAGGAAAACACCGCACUUACAUGGAUUCAUUUAAAUGACGAGACGCUGCCCGUAAAGUCAAGAGGAGACGCCAACGACGUUCUUGGAUUCAUGGAGACAAAUACACACGCUGGAGUCUGUGUUUUAACGGGGCUUUUUUGCGUCGUAUAUCCGCGAAUGUGCGUUGUUUUUACUGAGUAGCCGUGUUUAUGUCUUCUUGCUAGCUUAAGCCAGCGCAGAGCUAGCUGGUACGCGCAGACAAGUAGCUCCUAUCUCCGGUCAAAUGCAACUUGUCACCGGCGUUAUUCUUUAUAUAUCGCUCAUUCUUACAGGAGGGAACAAUAUAGUAGGUGUUUAAUUGCAGCUGAGAAGGGGUUCAGAGUUUUCUUUGGUUAUUUAGAGGUGAAGAUUGCUUUGGAAACGCUUCUUCUUCACUGUCAACACAAGUAAAAAAAACUGAAGAAACUAAUUCCGUUUUAUUAAAAUAUCCAAGGCACGUUUUGGGGAAAAGCAUAUCGUUUUAAAUUACUCGUUUAUCUCUCAACAAGUGGACAAAAUGGAUGUGAUCUGGACUUCAGGCACCACACAGAAAACCAAGCACAUACUUUCACAACUUAUUUUUAGCUUACACUAAGCCCUUCAGAUCAACAGUGAAGGAUGAAUGGCCUCUCUCUCAGUGAGCUCUGCUGCCUGUUCUGCUGCCCACCCUGCCCCAGCCGCAUUGCAGCCAAGCUCGCCUUCCUGCCCCCCGAGCCCACAUACACCUUCCUCCCAGACCCGGAGGCAGGCCCCAAUGUGCCAGGGGGAACAGGAACUUCCAACCUGCGGACGCGCAGCGGCGCAUCAGUCGCCGGAGGCGCAGGGGCCGGGGCUGUGGAGGGAAGAUGGAAGCUCCACCUGACAGAGCGAGCAGAGUUUCAGUACUCCCAGAGAGAGCUGGACACAACCGAGGUGUUCCUCACUCGAUCCAACCGAGGGAACAGAGUCGGCUGCAUGUAUAUUCGCUGUGUUCCGAAUGCCAGGUUUACAGUGCUUUUCUCCCACGGUAAUGCAGUCGACCUGGGCCAGAUGAGCAGUUUCUACAUCGGCCUCGGCACUCGCAUCAACUGCAACAUCUUUUCCUACGACUACUCAGGAUACGGUGUCAGCACUGGCAAGCCCACUGAGAAGAAUCUCUAUGCAGACAUAGAUGCUGCUUGGCACGCCCUGCGCACCCGGUAUGGCAUCAGCCCAGAGAACAUCAUCCUGUAUGGACAGAGCAUUGGUACAGUUCCCACUGUAGACCUGGCAUCACGGUAUGAGUGCGCUGCUGUGGUCCUUCACUCACCUUUAACAUCAGGCAUGAGAGUGGCCUUUCCUGACACGAAGAAAACCUACUGCUUCGACGCUUUCCCCAACAUUGAGAAAGUGUCCAAAAUCACGUCUCCGGUGCUCAUCAUCCACGGGACGGAGGACGAGGUCAUCGACUUCUCGCACGGCUUGGCUCUGUUCGAGCGCUGCCCCAAAGCCGUGGAGCCCCUCUGGGUGGAAGGAGCGGGACACAACGACAUCGAAUUGUACAGCCAGUAUCUGGAACGCCUGCGCCGCUUCAUAGGACAGGAGUUGGCAGCACAGCACGCCUGACCUUCACAUUUUUACAGCUAGCAUCGGCAUCAGCAUCAUUAUUACCGAGCCUCGACUCUCUGUGUCCAGAACAGAAACCUCUCCGAGAUUAAUCUUUACCCUUCCCCAACCUACCUUUUGCUCUAAGGUCUUCGGGGGGGAACAUUUUGCCUUGAAUGGACCCUGACGAAAAGGGGCUGUGUGUUCAUGAACAUCAGAUGUGCGUUAGUGUGAAAGACUUUUGUCACACACUGCAUUCAGACUGUUGUUUAGACAGCAAAUAUAUUCCUAUACUGUGCAAUAAUAAGGACAUUGUCCACAGGAAAAGGUCUUGUGUUGAAAUUGAAUGAAAAGGAGAUUGAACAGAACAACAAACUGAUAAUUUAGUCAUGUAGGUUGAUUACAGUGUGGUCCAGACAGCAAGUUUUUUCCAGCCUACUCGUGUGUUUCAGUUCAUUCCUGCUGUUCAAUCCAUGAUUAAUGGAUAAUGAUGAGUGCACAUGAAGCUCAUGAAUUAUUAGAGGACUCUCUUAUAUAUGUUGGGGAAUAUUUUGGUUUUCUAAUAACCUUUAAAAAAAAAAAAAAAAAUGGCAACCAUGUUCUCCACAUUGAGUCACCAGUUUUUCUUAGACACACUUGUACAAUCUAAUGCAACCCAGUACUAAAGUGUUUUAUGAAGCUUAUAAAGUUCAAUAAAUCAAUUAUAUGAUGAUUUUCUAGUAAGUGGUAGUUGUGUAUCGGACUGCAUUAUAUUCAGAAUUAUUUCUAAUAUGUAUGUAAAAGGAAUGGAUAAAACUGGUGAAAAAUGAAAAUGACACACACAUAGAGAUGACUUUAAAUUUUCUGUUGUUCAUUUUGUUCUUUACUGUACUGAACAUUUUGCUCAGGUAACCCUGUAAGACAUUAGGGUCAGUGUGUUCCACACUUGUGUCUUUUUUUGUUUUGUAUGCAUUUAACUAAAUCUCCUCAGAUCCUUUGAGAUUUCUCCUUUUUAAGAUUGAAACAUCCAGUGUGAGAGCUUGUUUUUUAAUCUUUGAUUUUUAACCAGGUCAUGAAUCAAACUAUGACCCCGAAACUGAGGUACGGACCGAACCUUGUGUUUGGUGAGCCGUUACACAUCUAGGUUUUUACUUUAGUUUGAACUGAGUGUCCAUACCGUCUUCAGUCUGUGCCGCAGUGAUGGAGCGGGACUAGCUGCGUUUAAAAAAAAAAAAAGGAGCAACGUUUUAAGAGCCUGAAAAAAGAAAAUACGUCCUGCUCCGUCACUUAGUGGAAUGUCUGAGAGUGUUUUCGCCCCGUCUCUUUUGUUUUAGUCUUGUUCGUCGUGUUUAUGUCUCGCACCAGUGGGUCACAGCUGUCAGGGAAGCUCCUAUUUCCCUCAGUGUCUGGAACAACAACACUAAAAUUAAACAGGCUUUGGUUUUCUACCUCCAGCCUGUUUUUAUUUCUCUCUGUCUGUCUUUGAAUCUGUCUGACAGCCGUCUUACUCAUUUGCGGUCCAUGUUGACAGGCAAGUUUGUCAAUUCAGGGCAUGAUUGAAAACCUGACUAUAUAAUCGCAUAUUUUAUGAUUGUUGGCAAAAAAGAAUUCUGAUUGAUCUGCUUCACAUUCUGACUGUCCCACCCUCCUACAGACAAGCACAGGAACAGAUGUUUUUAUACCACACAGCACUAUGGUUCCUUAUCUGUUUGACAGUUUUAACAGCAUUAGGAAAGAGCACAGUAACACAGUGUUGUUAUUUAUCGUCCAACAUGAUGACAAUGCUAUUCCACUACGAUUCUGUGCUAUUGGUAACAAUUGACACCAAAUAGGCUGUGUGUCUGUUCCCUCGCUGGUUUACCGUCUUUACAACAACUGCCAUUUAUCCGUACAUGCAUACAAGUCUCAUGUUAUAGUUAAGUAUUUUUACUCCUUUUUGAAAAUAACUUCUUGAUAACACUUGGUAACACUAUUGAUUUUGCUACACAGUGAGUGUGGUGCAGUACUUCUUACAGCUGCUGGUGUGAUUUUUUUUUUUUUUUU
Messenger RNA from Thunnus maccoyii (southern bluefin tuna), 3772 nucleotides. It is a transcript of the gene abhd17ab, whose product is annotated as abhydrolase domain containing 17A, depalmitoylase b. Bases 806 to 1771 code for a protein of 321 amino acids. Gene Ontology annotation, molecular function: palmitoyl-(protein) hydrolase activity. Gene Ontology annotation, cellular component: endosome membrane; plasma membrane. NCBI's taxonomy places the organism in Eukaryota, Metazoa, Chordata, Actinopteri, Scombriformes, Scombridae. Gene Ontology annotation, biological process: protein depalmitoylation. The transcript has 6 exons. The record is from RefSeq and is a predicted model, not a curated record.